Molecule: messenger RNA, 1506 nt
Organism: Aspergillus steynii IBT 23096
Lineage: Eukaryota; Fungi; Ascomycota; Eurotiomycetes; Eurotiales; Aspergillaceae
Exons: 2
Coding region: 468-1427 (319 amino acids)
Biological process (GO): regulation of transcription by RNA polymerase II
Cellular component (GO): nucleus
Molecular function (GO): DNA-binding transcription activator activity, RNA polymerase II-specific; RNA polymerase II cis-regulatory region sequence-specific DNA binding
Source: RefSeq, a predicted model, not a curated record
AAAAAGAAUUAAAAAAAAAAGAAAAAAGAAAAAAGAAAUCCCCCCAUCACCUCAGGAUUAUUAUUUUUUUUAAUUAUUUCUUUUUUAUUUCUUUUGAUUUUCUUUUCUUUUAUUUUCGAAAAUAAUUAUCAUUAUUCCCUGCUCCCCACCUGGCCCAGCAAAUCCUCCCUCUUCGUUCUUUGUCUAUAAACCCCGUUCUUUCCUUCCCCCCUGUUCCCAUUCUCAUACCCCCACUUGUACCUUAACGUGAGUGUGGAUUCGGAUUGGGUCUCGAAAUUGCCUGUUCGCCGUCUGCCCUACCUAAUCUCAUAUAUGGUUCGCCUGUAGCCACUUAAUAUAUCUAUCUCUGGCCUCACCUCUUCUACUCUCUUUCUUUUCUUACCUCCAAUUCUUCUACACAUCCAACCUUCUCCAAACACCUGACCUACCUCACCUUACUUACGUCUCCCACUCCGACACCUGACAUCAUGGAUCUCGCCAGUCUCAUUACUCCGGGUCCCGAUCCCCUCUACAAGCCCAGGGCUUCGUACAGCCCUUCUGCUGCGGGCUCAUACUUCCAGUCGGUCCCGACGUCGUACUCGCGCACGCCGCAACCGCCUCUCUCUCCACCCGUGGACGAUGUCCCCAAGUGUUCUCUCCCUUCCAUCUCCUCUCUCUUGGAAGGCGCCGACGGUGCCGCCAUGCACGCAGCCAAGCGCCAAAGAACUACCCCGCCAUUGCACGGCGAGGCAGAAAUCCGCUCUCAAGCCAAGGUCCGCGAGACGUUCGCUCCCAGCGGACCUCAGACCAACAUGCCACCCACUCCGCCAUUGCGACCUGGCUCCGGCUUCCACAGCAAUGGCCACUCUCCAUCCGCUUCUUCGGUCUCGGCCAUCAGCAGCACCGCGAUCAAGACGGAAUCCUACCCCCAAACGCAGAUGACCCUGCCUAGCCCCACGGACCGGUCUUCGAUCUCGAGCCAGGGCUCCGUUCAGCAUGUUCCCAGUGCUCCUUACGUCUCUCCCGCUCCCAGCGUGGCUUCCUACUCGUCUCCCAUCGACCCGCCUGCCUCGUCCGCUGUAUACUACCAAAGACCCGGAUCCUCGGGUACCUACCAGAGCGCGCCCGCGCAAGCCGCUCCUCUGCCGCCUGCCUCCACCCAGCAAAUGAUCCCUCAGGUCGCCAACGCCUGGCAACAUCACCACUACUUCCCUCCCUCCAGUGCCGGGGCAUUCCAGCAGAACCACGAUCGAUACAUCUGUCGCACCUGCCACAAGGCCUUCUCCCGGCCUUCCAGCCUCCGCAUCCACUCCCACAGCCACACCGGCGAGAAGCCCUUCCGCUGCACCCACGCCGGCUGUGGCAAGGCCUUCAGCGUACGGAGUAACAUGAAGCGUCACGAGCGGGGUUGCCACACUGGUCGACCAGUGGCUACUGCCAUUGUAUAAAUUAUCUGGCAGGUUGAACUUGCCGACAGAAAAACAGCAAAAAAGAAAAAAAAAAUCCGAGAAAAAAGAAGGGAAAAAA